GAAAAUAUUUCUUCUGACGCUCCGGAAGUGAAAGGUCCAUUCGAAAGCAGUCAGGCUGCGGCAGGGUGAGGAUGUGAGGACAAAGAUUGCACCUGAGCGAAAACAAACCCAUCCUGAAGACGAGUGGUGGCAUUUUAAAAACAGAGGUGAAGUUUUUUUAAAUGUGUCAAACCAGUUGAAAAGGUGAACUCUCAGAAUCUCUUAAGUCGAGUAGAAAUCCCUGGCUAGCUUUUUUUCUUUUUGACAAUAUGAAUCCAGCGGUGAGUGUCUCGUAGCAGCGACAAUGCUCAGGCCUGUCAAAACCGGCUUGUCCAGCUCUUUGCCGUCACAUCAAUGACCAUGGAUGUCAAAGCAGUUCUGGAGUUUGCCACAGUCACCAGGGGUCUCUCUCUGAUUUUACAGGCUGUCUUGAAUGCAGCAAUCCCUGACCAUGAUGCUGAUGCAUUCAGGCCCCCUCGGACGGAGGAGCCUCUCUACCUGGACUCCACAGUGGAGUGGUUGCUGGGCGGCCUCUCUCACUGGGAUGCUGAGCAUUUCCUCUUCAUUGCCGAGAGAGGAUAUCUCUACGAGCACAACUUUGCUUUCUUUCCUCUCUUCCCUGUUGUCCUCCGAGGCCUGGCCGAGACGCUGCUGUGGCCCUUGAGCAGCUGGCUGAGCGUGCGGGGGCGUUUGCUGGUGGCUGUGGCUGUGGGCAAUAGUGCCCUCUUCCUGCUGAGCGUGGUUGCCCUGCAUGCGCUCAGCAGAAUCGUUCUUCAGGACAGACGUCUCGCUAUGCUCUCCAGCUUGCUUUACUGCAUCACACCAGCCAAUGUUUUCAUGACUGCUGGAUAUUCAGAGAGCCUGUUUGCUGCGCUCACAUUCGGUGGUCUGUUUCUCCUGGAGAAAGGAUUCACCCUGCGAGCCUGCCUGGCCCUCAGCAUAGCCACAGCAGCACGAUCCAAUGGACUUGUAAACAUUGGAUUUCUACUGUAUCUUCCAUCACUGCAUGCUAUCUCCCAGAUCCGUGUGUAUCGAACAACAACAAAAGGUCACAGCAAAGUCUUCCACUACAUUUGGGUCAUCAUCCGCCUCCUGCUCACCUCCCUCCUGGGAACUGCAAUAAUUGUCAUUCCCUUUUGUGCUUUCCAGUAUUACGGGUACAGGACGUUUUGCACACCAUCCGUCUCCUUGGAACAGAUUCCCCCCUCACUUCUGUCUUUUGCUGAGCGAAAGGGGUACCGGGUUCCAGAUGAGAACGGUCCUCCACCCCUCUGGUGCAUGAGACCUCUUCCCUUGCUCUACUCUCACAUCCAGGAUGUGUACUGGGAUGUGGGCUUUCUCCGGUACUUUGAGCUGAGGCAGAUACCAAACUUUAUCCUGGCUCUGCCUAUGGCUAACCUCGGCAUUAUGGCAGCUUAUGCUUACUUUCAAGCAAAUCCAGAACUGUGUCUGAGACUGGGACUUUGGGAGACAAGUGCAAAUAAAGGACUCGACAAACCAAUACCGGGAAUGUUCAACCCCAGAGUUUUUGUGUAUGUAGUUCACUCAACAGUGCUUCUGGUGUUUGGAACGUUGUGCAUGCAUGUGCAGGUGCUGACCAGAUUCAUGGCCUCCUCGUCUCCUGUACCUUUCUGGAUCAGCGCUCAUCUGCUCCUCCUCAAUGAACCUCUUCUUCAUCGAAGAAAAACAUCAAACCCAAAUGUGCAGAUACAGACACACUCCAAAAAUGGAUGCCAUCACCAACCUCAAAACCCCAUCAUCGCUCUGCUGCCACACUUUACAACCUGUUCUCCUACCACGCAAAGCAUCCUGGGAUACUUCCUCUCUUACUGGGUACUGGGCCUCGCUUUGCAUUGUAACUUCUUGCCAUGGACAUAAGAUUUACUACUGACUGAGCUUUUAAUGCAAUAUAUCUAUGUAGGACUGGACUGUGUACCAUACCUUUUAACGAUAGAAGUGUUUUGUAGUGCAACAAUUUCCCCUUGUAGUUGCUCCUGUAAUAGUUACAUUGUUUUAUUGUCACAACACCACAAAGAAUAUCAGGAAAAAUAACUGCAUACAUAAACGCAACAAUUGUUCAUUAUUUAUUGUUUAAAAAUAAUGAAACACAUGUAACCAAUAUUUUGGUUAAAAGUAGACAAAAAAAUCUUGCUUUAAAAUAUGAUGUUAUUGUCCGGUCUUGCAUAGAAUCUAUGGAUCUGACUAGUUUAUUCAUGCCACUUCAUUCAUGCAAUAGAAAACAUAGUUGAUUUGCACCUUUCUGUUUUGAAUAUGUUUGCAAGUAUCUAAGAACAAACUCAAAUGUACAGUAUACAUAAAACUUGAUUGAAAACUGUUUAGUUGUAAAUCUUGGGAAAACUAUGGUUGUACUUGAAGAAAAAUACUGUAAGAAAAUAUAUUUUUGUUCCUCUCUGAAGCAUUACUUUUUUUAUUCUGUUUAAUAUUGCACUGCAUGUUUGGAAAAAUCAUUCCAAGUCAGAGUCUUUGGGGCUUUUGGGUAUGAAUUGAAAAAAAUGAAUAAAUAAACAUUUUGUUGCUGUUAAAUGAU
Molecule: messenger RNA, 2527 nt
Organism: Notolabrus celidotus (New Zealand spotty)
Lineage: Eukaryota; Metazoa; Chordata; Actinopteri; Labriformes; Labridae
Gene: pigv
Product: phosphatidylinositol glycan anchor biosynthesis, class V
Exons: 3
Coding region: 334-1857 (507 amino acids)
Biological process (GO): GPI anchor biosynthetic process
Cellular component (GO): mannosyltransferase complex; endoplasmic reticulum membrane
Molecular function (GO): alpha-1,6-mannosyltransferase activity; GPI mannosyltransferase activity
Source: RefSeq, a predicted model, not a curated record